UUACAAUAUUGCCAUGGAAGUUUGGACCAGAUUUCUAUAAGAUUUCAAGGCGCUUUUUACCGGUUGUGGAGCUAAAGUCUAAAUCACAUUAUUAUUGUAGUGUACUGUAAUUUUUCUUUUCUCUAAAGAAAGACUAAAACAAAGACAUUUUAAAGAUAAUAAGUCAAAUAAAAAUAGAUUUUAUACUUUAUGUACAGCUUAGCUAGGUCUUUUGGAUUUAUUAUAUAUGUUUCUUAUUUUUUCACGAGGCUUUUUCUUUUAACUUUGCAUGAUCUCACAAAUUUUACCAUUCAUAUAUCCCAAAAAGAAGAAAAAAGUUACCAUGCACUCACCCAAGUGUGCAAGAAAAAGAAAACGUUUUAAAGUCACAAUGUGUUAGUGUGUUACCUUCAUUGAUAAUUUGCUUGUUUGCCUUAACUAGUCCAGCAUGUUUAAUAAUAUAAGUAACUAAAACGUUCACGCAAAUAUAUUAAAAAGGAAAAAGAAAACACAGUCCAUUCAUCUGUUACUCCAAAGGUUAAUAUUUUCACACCAUCACAGGUCACAAGUAACCUCUCAAGUCAAAAAAGCAUUUUAAAGACAAAGAUAAUUGCGGCUUAAGUGCUAUAGCUUUCUAUUCCAUUACUUCUCUCUUUAUUUAACACCUUCACCUCCUCUCUUUCUUUAUUCUAUCCCUCUCUCCCUCAUAAAAUGUCUAAAAUAUCUGAAACUUCUCCAAAACAUUGCGCCAAGAAAGGAGGGAUUAACAUCAACAACCGUCGCAAGAAACUAUUCUUCACGUUCUCUACUUUCUUCAGCGGCCUUCUCCUCAUCAUCUUCCUCAUCUGGCUCAUCCUCCAUCCCGCGAAACCCGAGUUCUCCCUCACGGAAGCCGAUAUCUACACCCUCAAUGUCUCCUCCUCCACCACUCAUCCCCUUAACUCCUCAAUCCAGCUCACUAUCUUCUCCAAAAACCCUAACAAAAAAGUAGGAAUAUACUACGACAAGCUACUCGUAUACGCAGCAUAUAGAGGACAACAAAUAACAUCAGAGGCUUCUCUACCGCCUUUCUAUCAAUCUCAUGAGGAAAUCAAUCUUUUAACAGCGUUUCUCCAAGGGACUGAGCUUCCGGUUGCUCAGUCCUUUGGUUAUCAAAUGGUUCGUGAUCGGUCAGCCGGUAGAGUAAUCAUCGGUAUGAAGAUGGACGGGAAGCUAAGGUGGAAGAUUGGGACAUUUGUCUCUGGCGCAUACCGGUUUAAUGUGAAUUGUGUUGCACUAGUGGCUUUUGGACCGAACAUGACCACUUCUCCAUUAGGUUCAAUACAGGGGACUCGUUGCUCUACAGAUAUAUGAGAUCUAUAUUGAAUAAUCAACCAUAGAUAUACACUAUAGUUUCUUUCACUGUAUUUUGAUGAUAUUUUUGUGCUGGUCAUUAGUACUACUUGUAAAGAUAUAUUAAACUGUUUAUCUAUAAUUAUAUAAACUAUACUCUUUUGAUGAGUA
This is a messenger RNA of Brassica rapa (field mustard), 1482 nucleotides long. Its product is annotated as NDR1/HIN1-like protein 26. Gene Ontology annotation, biological process: defense response to other organism. The record is from RefSeq and is a predicted model, not a curated record. Gene Ontology annotation, cellular component: plasma membrane; plasmodesma. Lineage: Eukaryota; Viridiplantae; Streptophyta; Magnoliopsida; Brassicales; Brassicaceae.